GUCACUGCUGCUCUUGGUGGCUCUGGAUCCUAUUUAACGCUGGAUUUGCAUGCAUCACCCUGGAGAAAAAAAAUAUCACCUGGAAAUCUGUUGUGCCUUCCUUUCUCUGAAGCGGUUGGUCCUCUUUGUCUGGUUUACAGUACGGGGUUGCAUGAAAGAGGGAGACUCUCUUUUGCUAUGCACAUGAGGCUGCCACACUACCCUUCCAAGAAAAUUCAGGCAACCUUAUAAACUCGUCCCAAGUGACCAGCUCGGUUUGCACAGAUGACCCAUUGUGCUGCGUAAGCUCAGGUGAACUGGGAGAGCAAGUGCCAGAACAAGAGGUAUCUGUCUCGUUUUCUGCUUACUGUUUGUGGGGGAAAUGGUGUAAAUGCGAUCUAGGAAGCCUGAAAGAAGCACAUUUACUGAGCCAUGCGAGUGAAUUGAAUUAGCUGCUUUUCCCUCCACGCAAAAUGCAGCUGGGUUUCAGCCUGUUACAAAUGGGAACGGUCCCUUUCCCCACCAGGGAUUGACUGCUGUGGGCUCUUUUCUAUUAUACCUACUGUGGAGGAAAUUUAAGCAAGAACAUGUAUAGUGAAUUGUUAAAUUCAACCAGUGCCACCGAAGCCCACCUAAUCAUUCAGACCAACACCCCCUACCUGAGCAGCACGCAGAGACCAGUGAGCUCCUCAGCCUUUUACAUGUCAACUGCCAGGGUCUUAAAAGAAGGGGAAAUAAAUAAGCCAGAUCUGGUGACAUAUAUAGUCCUGUUUUUCUUCCUGCUCUUGACUGUGACAAUAAUUGUGCUUUUUAUUAACUGUCAGCUGAAAAAUUCUUUCUUUGCGACUCUGCCUUAUGACAGAUCACUCAGAGAAGCAAGGAGCCCGUGGAAAACAGAAGCUGUCUAAUACUAGAAGGGGGAGGCAUUGUCAAACGCAGCUCUGCUUUGGUAGUAGCAUGAACCUGCAAACCUGUGCAAUACAAUGCUAUUUCCUUCCGUCACUGGGUGUGCGCAACCCCCUUUGAAUAAUAGUCUGUGUCUUGGGAGGAAAAAAAAAUAAAGUUUUGGCAGGAACAAAAGAAAUACAAAAAAAAAUAAAAGUUGUACCUUUAUACGUGUGGAGGUGAAUAAAGACGUAAUAUGGAUGCAAAAGAUAAAGCAUUAUUUAUAUUGAAUUUAUGUAUGGAGGAGCA
Molecule: messenger RNA, 1173 nt
Organism: Alligator sinensis (Chinese alligator)
Lineage: Eukaryota; Metazoa; Chordata; Crocodylia; Alligatoridae
Gene: SMIM32
Product: small integral membrane protein 32
Exons: 1
Coding region: 567-887 (106 amino acids)
Source: RefSeq, a predicted model, not a curated record